AUGGGGAGCAAGCAAUUUGAAUCCCAAAGGGAUUCACACUAUGCUGACACCAUUCUCAACAAUAACCUCGAGUUUCCUGUUGAUUUGGUAUUCCCUACAAGUGAAUCUUUGAAGCUAGCCAUCAAGGAGUAUGCAGUUAAAGAUCAUAAGGCUAUGAAAGUGGUCAAGAAUGAAAAGAAGAGGAUCCGGGCAAAGUGUAAGGAUGGUUGCCCUUGGACUUUGUAUGCUGCCGCUACUGUUGAUGGUUUUUCAUACAAGCGAGGUUUAAACAAUGCUAUAGUGGAUGUUGUACAUGUGGAUGUCACAAAAUGGCAAUUCUACAGAGCUAGAGAGGUUUCUAGGAAUAUUAUUGAAGGGUCAGUUAGAGAGCAAUACUACAUGCUCCGUGACUAUUGUGAGGAGAUUAGGGCUAAAAAUCCUAGAUCAAGUGUGAUAUUGAAGUGUAACUCAGAGAUUGAAGGGUACAACAAGUUACAAAGAAUUUACAUUUUCUUGGAUGCUUGCAAGAAAGGCUUCAUGUCCGGUUGUAAGCCAAUUAUUGGGCUUGAUGCUUGUUUUGUCAAGGGUUACCAUAAAGGGCAGCUUUUAGUAGCUAUGGGAACGGAUGCUGAUAAUGCUAUAUAUCUUAUAACUUUUGUUGUUUUGGAGUCAGAGUGUUAUGACUCAUGGAGGUAUAUCAUGAAGCGCAUCGAGGCUAAGAGUUCAAGCAUACUUAGUUGGAAGAACCCUGUUGGCAAGAGCGUUUGGAAGAUUAUCGAGGAAAACAAGAAACAAUCUAUCAACUGUCGACUGAUCGACUAUGCUGGAGAUCUUGCUUUUGGGGUGCAACAUUAA
This is a messenger RNA of Morus notabilis, 834 nucleotides long. RefSeq lists its product as uncharacterized. Bases 1 to 834 code for a protein of 277 amino acids. NCBI's taxonomy places the organism in Eukaryota, Viridiplantae, Streptophyta, Magnoliopsida, Rosales, Moraceae. The transcript is spliced from 4 exons. The record is from RefSeq and is a predicted model, not a curated record.